AUGGCGACGGGAGGAGGCGAUGGCGGCGGGAGCGGAGCGGGAGGGAGGCGAGGAGCGGGGUUGAUUUGGACCGAAAACAAGAGGCUGAACAAGGAGAAAAGGGGACCAUAUCUCAUGAGCAAACCUCCUCCCAUUCACCCCAAGCUCCAGUGGCAGAGGGAGCUGGCAGCGCUGCGGCGGCAGGGGGGACCCACACCAAACCACCCGAAGCUGGCAGCGAAAAGGUCGGUGAAGUUUAACAAGGGCUACACAGCACUCAGCCAGACAGCAGAUGAGAACCUGGUCUCCCUCGAUUCAGACAGUGACGGGGAGCUGGGAUCCAGAUGUUCCUCGGGCUACUCCUCUGCUGAGAAGGUGAACCAGGACAUGAGCCAGCAGCUGCUGCAGGAUGGGUACCACCUCGACGAAGUACCCGAUGACGAAGACCUGGAUCUCAUCCCCCCAAAACCAGUCACCUCCUCGUGUUGCCCCUGCUGUCUGGGAGAAAACCUCUCCUGUGUCAUCCAGUAGGCACUGCUCGGCCUGAACAAGAGCUGAACAAGAACAGGUCACAAGCCAGCACUUUCUUUGUCCCCUGGGAUGGCUGUUGGUGUCCCUGUCCCACGCUGGGACGGUGAAACAAGGACUUGGUGAUGCUGCUCUGCUGCUCGUGGUGAACAGCAGCCAAGCCCAGAGGACUUACUCAGCAAUAUCAGGGAGAAGGUGGCCUGGAUGGGGUGGGAGGGAGGAGAGGCACCUCCACCAGGGGUGUGAAGAGAAGGAAUUAGGAGGGACAGCACCAAAUUCCUCUUUUCCUCCUUUAUUUGGCCACAUUGAGGACUACGGCCUGACCUGGACAGGAAGGGGUAGGCUUGAACUGACCAGGCUGGGAAGCCCUAAAACCCCUUUUCUGUUUAUUUUCACUUUAAUCACUGCUUCUCCCCAUCAGGCUGAAGCCAAGCAAGCGGGGUUGGGGUUAGGGUUGGCUGGCAAAGCUGCUGCUCCCUUUGCUCAGCUCCUGCUGCUCACAGCUCAUGGCUGUCAGCUCCCUCCUCCCAAAGCCUGAACCAAAGAUCAUUGCUCACAUGGAGAGGACAGGGAGGAGGAACCCAAGAGAGGGUCACUUUUUAAGCAUUUGAAUUUGUGAUAUCCACCAGCACCUGCUGCUGGGGCUGGGAGCUCCUGGGAACUUCUGCCUCUUGGGGGACCUGUGAAGUCCAUCAGUUUGGAGCUGGUGGCUUCUUCCAGCUCUCCCCAAAGCUGCUUCAAUGGGGGCAAGGGGCAGGGCAGCCCCCCCCAUGCACAGCUCCUUUUCUGGAGUCAGCCUGCUGUGAAACCUUCAAAGCUGCCUUAAAUGGUCCUGCUCUACUGCAAAGAGGACAAUCAGCUUCUUUGAGAAUAAAUGGUGUCUAUUUAAAUUAUAUUUGGUGUCUAUUAGAGACCUGAACUGGGUUUUGGGUUUGUAUUUUCUUUGUUUCAGGGAGCACUCAAUAAAGUGGAUGUGGUUACUCA
Molecule: messenger RNA, 1491 nt
Organism: Calypte anna (Anna's hummingbird)
Lineage: Eukaryota; Metazoa; Chordata; Aves; Apodiformes; Trochilidae
Gene: FAM219B
Product: family with sequence similarity 219 member B
Exons: 6
Coding region: 1-510 (169 amino acids)
Source: RefSeq, a predicted model, not a curated record